UCGUGCCGUAUCUGAUAACUGGCCUUGACGAUUACUCGUCAUCAUCAAAUAUAGCGUCAGUGUCGUCACGUUCAAGUCAGAUACCACACAUCACUCGAGUACUAAACAUCGGAGGAAAAGCGAGAGAUUCCAUCGUAUCAUCGAUUCAUACGUUUCCAUUAUUUUCUUUCGCAAGCGAAUAAUCAGUAAGUUUGGCAUUCGUCAUGGAAAUACACGCACGGGCACCAGAUCCAUUAACGAAUGACGGUGAUAUGGCCAAAAAUUGGCAAAGUUGGAAGGAGGAUUUUAUUAUAUUCAUGAAAGUAACAGGAUAUAUCGAUAAACCCAAUGAAGUUCGUGCGAAUCUUUUAAAAAAUCGGAUCGGUAAGAUUGGUAUCGAUGUGAUACAAAAGAUAUCAUUCAAUAAUCUACAAGAUAAAGAUGACAUGGAUAUAUUGAUGACAAAACUGGAGGAAUACUUUAAUCCACCAAAAAAAGAAGUGGUCGAGCGAUAUCAGUUUUUUAAAUAUUCGAAGAAACAAAACGAAUCUUUGGAACAGUAUAUAAAUGACUUAAGGGAGAAAGCCAAAACUUGUAAUUUCAAGGGAAUGACAGAUAGUCUUAUACGGGACAAGAUUAUUUUCGAUACAUAUGACAAAAUACUUCGUAAAAAGUUGCUCGAAACAGACGAUUUAGAUCUGCAUAAACUAGUAGUGAUUUGUAAUGAUUAUAAUAUCAACACUGAAAAGAUGAAACAAGUUACUGAACAGAAUAAAGCAGAAUCUAAUAGUUAUACACAAAAGGCGAUUGAAAAUGCAAAAAUAAAAGCAUGUUGUUGGAGAUGCGGUUGUCAACAUCCGCAAGGAAAAUGUCCCGCUUGGGGAUCAAGUUGUACAAAAUGCGGUGAUACUAAUCAUUUCACUCAAUGUUGCAGGGGCAGUAAACCUAAGUUAAAAGCAAACGACAGCAAGGUGAAUAAAAACAUACUGAAUACAAUGUCACCGCCAACAAAAACAAUUCCAAAGGAAAACAAUUGGAAAAGAAAUAAUUAAGAUGUUGACAACGUUAACUAGGGGAUUUUUUUUCAAAUCGUAAGAUUAAUUAUGUAAUAAAUGUAAUACUUUUCAUUAGA
Molecule: messenger RNA, 1111 nt
Organism: Harpegnathos saltator (Jerdon's jumping ant)
Lineage: Eukaryota; Metazoa; Arthropoda; Insecta; Hymenoptera; Formicidae
Exons: 4
Coding region: 204-1031 (275 amino acids)
Source: RefSeq, a predicted model, not a curated record